CGUUCCCCCCGCUUGCUCUACAUCUCCAAUGCCUCUCGUUGGUCGUUCUGUCACGCUGCUCGCUACAACGCUGGUCGCGGUCUUCAUCGCGACUGCCCUCGCUCGUCCGCUGCCAUCGUCGAUGGUGCAAGACGUGCGCGUGGUGCUGGACACGGGCGCAGUGCCGACCUCGCUGCCAACUGGCGGAGUUGUCUGGCUCGAGCAGACACUGGCCAUCCGCUUCACUGUGCCCAACACGACCAUCGCCACAUCCAAGGGUGGUGAGAUUGAUGGUCUCUCAGCAGCUGCGGGGUUGGUUCAGUUCGAUUCGUUCGACUUUAUCAUCGACCCCAGCCGCCUGGUUGCUGGCGGAAAUAACCUGACCAUCACGCUCUGCCCGGAAGCCCACGGUCAAGUGCCAGCGGAGACCAGCCUGUGCUUGGAAAAUGCUACAUUCACGCUGCCAAUCACAUCGACCCGAAUCAAUGGCUCGUACGUCUCGACACACAACUCCCAGCUGGUUGCGGGCUCAAACUACUGGCUCGUCGUGGCUGGAAACGCCGCCAAGCUCGAUUACUCGUUCUCCUGGCUCGACAGCACCAACGGCACUGCUUGGACUGCAUUCCGCGUCAAGAGCAAGGCCUGGGUUUCUGAAGAUACGACGAACGGUGCUUCGACAGCACUUGUUCGUGUGCGAAUGUGAUUCUGUUUGUUGAUGCUGUUCAGUUUGACUCCGAGCAUUUUGUUCAGCAGACGACGGGAAUUUCGGGUUUUGAAACUCUGUUGCGAGCGUUGUCGAGUCUGACGCCGACCUGCAGACAGGACAUUUGUCUCCUUUGCAGUGCGCGACUCGAGCGUUUGUGUUCGCGUGUUUCCGUUGUCCCGCUUUUCUCGGCCAAUAAACCCAUUGUUGAUUGAUGCGA
Messenger RNA from Capsaspora owczarzaki ATCC 30864, 902 nucleotides. RefSeq lists its product as hypothetical. The coding region runs from base 29 to 682 and encodes 217 amino acids. The transcript is spliced from 2 exons. The record is from RefSeq and is a predicted model, not a curated record. Lineage: Eukaryota; Filasterea; Ministeriida; Capsasporidae.